Molecule: messenger RNA, 1383 nt
Organism: Moneuplotes crassus
Lineage: Eukaryota; Ciliophora; Spirotrichea; Euplotida; Euplotidae
Source: the annotation of a GenBank genome assembly
AAUUCAAAAAUGAAUGGCUUUAUCAUCGUCAAUCUUGACACUGGUAUGCAGAUCUACCACAAACAAUAUGUGCCAGGGUUCGGAUUUAAGAGUGAUUCAAAUGAAGAUGAGGGCACAAGCCCAGUUAGUAUAACAGAUCCUGUCAACUUGGCAAGCUACCUCUUCACCAACAUCAAGCUUGUGGAGGAAAUGGCAGAGGAAAUUCGGGAAAACUUAGGCGAAGCAGCUGAUGAACUGAUCGAGGCUCAGCUCCAGGAAGGGUUCAAAGGCAUUGAAUCUGAAGGAGUCAGCUUUGUUAUAGAUAAAUUUUCAAAAUUUAAUAUUCUAAUUGCUCUGUUUUAUGAUAGUGAUACUUUCGAUCGCAAAAUAGCAGAGAAAUUAGCUAACAAAAUCAUUGAAAUUUUCGCUCAUAAGUAUGAGAAGAAGCUUGAAAAGGACAUCGUGGCUAGGAAUUACAAAAGUUUCGACUGGGUUCUGACAACAAUUUAUGAAGAUACCAUCUCUGAUAUGGUGAAGAGGCUAUUUUUGAACUUAGGGUCUCAGAAUGUGAUCAUUCCUUGGCUGUUUCUUGUUCAUACUUCAGAUAUUGAUAUCAACUUACAACCUGAGGCGACGAGCCCCGGAGGGGAGAAGAAGAAACAUUCGUUUAAUUCCACUCAUUUCUCAAAGAAUCCGGGUUUAUCGAAUAUUGGGAAGAACCAGGAAUCAGAUCCUGAGAUAGAAUUUGCUUAUAACUCUGAUGAAGACAGUGUUUUCUCUGCUUUCAAUGGCAAUUACGAGAAGAACUCUUACCACAAGAAGAUGUUCGACACUGUCAGUCAGAAGUACAAUAAGGAGAUUCAGAGGAGGUCUGAAGGCAUUCUGAAAGAGCUUGAAAUUAAAAACAAUGUGCUUAAGAUGCUUUACAAUUUUGAUAUUGAUCUUGAAGACUCAGAAAUUGAAGAGCAUAAACUUGAUAAAAGCCAGUAUAGUGUUGAAGAAGAGAAGAGUAAGAAGGACCAGCUUAAGAAUGAUUUUGUAGAGUUUAAAAAUUCCAGACACUUCAGGAAUGAGCCUGAUAAGGAAAAGAUCAUGAAAGAAUUAUUUAAAGUAGCUGUUAGUGCAAAUUCUAUCAUGAAAAUAUGUGGGGAAAAACAAGAGUUCAACUCCAUAGAGAUGACAUUGAAUAUAAAGAACAUGAUGUUGGAUAAAAGCAAAUUAUUGAUAGUCAAAGUAAAUUCUUUGAUUCUGAUGAUACCAAUAAAGGUCUCAAGAAUAGAGGUCAAACUGAGGAACACCUUCUUUAUCAAUGAACAACCUGCUUUAUCCUCCUUAGCCAUGUUCGUGGAAUUUUAUCUAAGGACGUUUGUUAAUAAGGGUGAUGAAUAAGUUCAAUUUUUACAU